Messenger RNA from Mesorhabditis belari, 534 nucleotides. Lineage: Eukaryota; Metazoa; Nematoda; Chromadorea; Rhabditida; Rhabditidae. The record is from the annotation of a GenBank genome assembly.
AUGCCAACGGAUCCCCAGCUCAACACCAGUGAAAAUCGCGAACAAGCAUGCAAUUUUCCCGUCGACUAUGAGAGCCAUAUGGAUGUGGAAAUGUUAAUCCGUGACGAAGAUCAUCAACGCACAAGGAAUGGCCAUCGGCCGAUGGCUUCACGUGACGCGGCAUGUGUUACUCUUUCCUGUGCAAUAAAAAUCUCGAUGUGCUGUCUCCUUGUAAUUCUUCAAGAACUGUUCGAAAACCAAGAUAAAUCGGCAAAAGAGUUUCGGGAACUAAUUCGGCAGUACAACAAUGAACUUGCGUUAGCUUCUAUGGUCGCUGAUAUAAAAACUCCAAAAGGCCAUGGCCCUUAUUGUUUUAAAGUUCAUGGACAGGUGUGUCAUUGUAUGGGAGAUCUCCGACCACCUCCCGGACAACAACACAAGUUUGCUCAAGGAGUACAUCAACGAAAAAUGGCCGGCGAGCUCGUCGAACUGGAGGGACGGGCGCCUUUAUUGGAAAUGUUUCAAUGUAACGAUUGUGGAAAAGUAAUGGGAUGU